AUGAACAAAUUCAAAUCAUUAAUAAAAAACUUUUACAAAUAAAUAAUAAUGAACUUCAACUAAUUUAUCAAGAUAUUGUUCAAUCAGCUAGUGAUAAAAAAGUAACCCAAAUUAUACAUCAUCAAAAACUUAUUGAUGCUAUUGAACAAUUGCCAGAUGACUAA
Dentiscutata erythropus is the source of this 164-nucleotide messenger RNA. The record is from the annotation of a GenBank genome assembly. NCBI's taxonomy places the organism in Eukaryota, Fungi, Glomeromycota, Glomeromycetes, Diversisporales, Gigasporaceae.